This is a messenger RNA of Penicillium riverlandense, 189 nucleotides long. Its product is annotated as translation initiation factor SU. NCBI's taxonomy places the organism in Eukaryota, Fungi, Ascomycota, Eurotiomycetes, Eurotiales, Aspergillaceae. The record is from RefSeq and is a predicted model, not a curated record. The transcript has 2 exons. Bases 1 to 189 code for a protein of 62 amino acids.
AUGUCGAAGAAGGACAUGCGCAGGGCUGAUCUCGGUGUGUAUUGCAUCCGGGUUGCAUUCGUCUUUUCUCUCCAGACCUGGUUGGCAGAAACCCCGUCGCAGAAGAAGAAGGCUUCCACGCCGGCAUACAUGUCGGUUCUGAUGUCCUGUUCGUAUCCUGUCCUACACUCUGACCGACCAAAUUACUGA